Messenger RNA from Nilaparvata lugens (brown planthopper), 1579 nucleotides. It is a transcript of the gene Taf8, whose product is annotated as transcription initiation factor TFIID subunit 8. The transcript has 4 exons. Gene Ontology annotation, molecular function: protein heterodimerization activity. Gene Ontology annotation, cellular component: transcription factor TFIID complex. The coding region runs from base 162 to 962 and encodes 266 amino acids. Lineage: Eukaryota; Metazoa; Arthropoda; Insecta; Hemiptera; Delphacidae. Gene Ontology annotation, biological process: transcription initiation at RNA polymerase II promoter. The record is from RefSeq and is a predicted model, not a curated record.
ACUUCCAUCAAAUGAAAUAAAACAGAUGUUCACAAAAUUUGUAGGUUAUGUUUAUAUAUUUUUAUUGUUGUAAUCACCAGAAUGUAGAAUCUAAUGUAUAAAUAUAUUAUCUAAACUAUUUGCUUAUUUAAAGAGUCGUUUAUUUCAUAGUUGUUUCAAAGAUGAAUUCUGUUCAUAGAAAACUUCUAGUAACUAGUGUUUCCAGCUUAUUGUUGGAGCUAGGAUUUGACUCGGCUGAAAAUGGGGCAUUAGAAACAUUAACUGAAAUGCUACAAAGCUUUGUGACCGAGGUGGGCAACAGUAGCCGUGCCUGCUGCGAGCUAGCGGGGCGCACAGAGCCGCUGGUCGCCGACGUAAUCCUGGCCCUGGUGAACAUGGGCGUCGACGUGUCGUCGAUUGAGGCGCAUGCGCAUAGGCCUGCUCACAGCACAGUACCGGCGCCCCUCCCCUCCAACCCGCUCAAGCAGCUCAGCAUCCUGCAGGCAGGGGUCAAGCAGAGUCAUCCGCCUCACAUACCCACGCAUCUGCCGCCGUUUCCCGAUCCGCAUGCCUACAUUCGGACGCCUACCCAUAAACAACCCGUGACAGAAUAUGAAGCCAUUCGAGAAAAAUCAGCGGCCCAAAAAAGGGAUUUGGAGAGAGCAUUGAAUCGGUUUAUUGCGAAAACUGGUGAAACAGACAGCCUGUUUCUCUCCCAGGACAACAUCUUUCCAUUGAUUGCCAGCAAGCCGAACUUCCCACCCUAUCUGAACGCUCUUCUCCCGAAAGACCAAGUGUUCGAAUUUGAAGAGGAUGAAUCGAACAGAAGUCCGCAAAGGAAAAAGAAAGACGGAAUAAAAGAAGAAGAGGAGGCGAAUAAGGCUGAAAACGACAUCAUCGACAACCCUUACUUGAGGCCUGUCAAGUUGCCUCCCAACAAACUCAAAAUAAAAGGUUUGACUCAAUGUACUUUGACAACAUGACAUACAUUCUUACAUAAAAAUCAGUUCGGGAAUUACCUCUGAUGAACAGUUCUGUGAAGGUUGUAAUAAAUGUAAAUAUUUUAGAAUUAUUGCAACGAGUAACAGGAAAUCACAGUGUUACAUCAAACUCAAUAGAGUUUGAUGAAAAUUGAGUAAAUGUCAGCUUUUUAUUAGAAAAAUAGUUGGACCCAUCAAUGUUUUUAAUGUAAGUACUGGAAAGUGUUGUGCUUUUGAAAAAAACGUUGAUGUUACUUGGUGUAAGGGGUUAUACACGGAACAAUUUUUUUCUCUUUGUGAUAUUUUCUGUUAGAUAUUUUCUGAAUAAAUUUAUUCCCAUCAAGGAAAUUCUUGCUUAGUACGAUUCUGGUAAGCUACUUAGUUAAUAUACAAUGGAGUCUUGGUUCAUAGAUAUAGUCCUAGUGUUCUCUUAGGGAGUGUGUGGCGUCAAUUUGUUCCAAUGAUUCUUCUUACGGAUCUAUGAUAGUUCAGUGAAGAGUAUUGUAAUAUGAAAAAAUGAAUGUGUUCAAAAGUGUAGGUAUAAAAAUGUUGAUGCAUUAUUUGUGUAUCGUAUUAUGUGUCAAUAAAACAAUGAUCAAUAAAUCAGAUUCUUCAAUAAA